AUGCACCCCGCGCGCGGCGCGAGCGGUGUCGCGCGCCGAUCGCCGCGUCCAGCGCACGGCACCCCCGCGUACGCGCGAUGGGUCCACGAGCGAGGGACGCGACGCGCGCGCGCGUGCAUCCUGUGGACCUCGCUCGCGCUGUGCGCGUUGUCGCUCAUCCCUCGACGGGUGUACGCACCGAUGAUCGACGUGUUCGGCGAUCGAGGGACGCUGUCCAUCGGCGAUCGGAUCGAACGCGCGAUCGCGGCGCGGGAGGCGGCGCAGGCGCGGGAGCGGGCGGCGCGGGAGGCGGCGCUCGAGGCGCGGGGACGGAGACGCAGAGGGUGGUUCGGGAGACGGGAAAAGGGCGCGAGCGCGGCGGACGCGGGGGGGGAGACGACGCGCGAUGAGACCGGGGGCGACGCCGCGGCUGAGGUGGGGUCGGUGGUGAAGAAGACGCUGAGCGAACGGGAGAUUUCAUUGUUGGAGGCGCUCGAGACGCGGCUCACAAAGGUGAAGGAGGAACGGAAUUCGAUAAUUUAUCUCAUGCGGAAGAUUCGAGGAGAGGACGUGGACGACUCGAAAGAUACGACGGCGCUCACGGAUGAGGAGAUCGAGACGCUGGCGAAUCGCGUCAAGGAGCUUGAUUCGCAAGCGGGGCUGUCUUCGAAAUUCUUUGGGGUGGGUUGA
Messenger RNA from Ostreococcus tauri, 669 nucleotides. RefSeq names its product unnamed product. NCBI's taxonomy places the organism in Eukaryota, Viridiplantae, Chlorophyta, Mamiellophyceae, Mamiellales, Bathycoccaceae. The transcript has a single exon. The coding region runs from base 1 to 669 and encodes 222 amino acids. The record is from RefSeq and is a predicted model, not a curated record.